Aspergillus tanneri is the source of this 1725-nucleotide messenger RNA. It is a transcript of the gene ELP3, whose product is annotated as Elongator subunit ELP3. The record is from RefSeq and is a predicted model, not a curated record. The transcript is spliced from 2 exons. Bases 1 to 1725 code for a protein of 574 amino acids. Gene Ontology annotation, biological process: tRNA wobble base 5-methoxycarbonylmethyl-2-thiouridinylation. Gene Ontology annotation, molecular function: acyltransferase activity, transferring groups other than amino-acyl groups; iron-sulfur cluster binding. Gene Ontology annotation, cellular component: elongator holoenzyme complex; nucleus; cytoplasm. Lineage: Eukaryota; Fungi; Ascomycota; Eurotiomycetes; Eurotiales; Aspergillaceae.
AUGGCGACGGCGACCAUGACUAUGCCGCCACCAUCCAAGCCGAAGCAAGCUUCAAAGUUGCCCCCGGAGAAUGAACGGUAUAUGAGAGCUUGUUCGGAUAUUGCCAAUGCUCUGAUUCAGGAUUACGAGUCGCAGGCGGACUAUACGAAACCCAAGAAAGACCUCAACCUCAACCGACUGCGCGGGCAAAUUGCGAAAAAGCAUGCCUUGAGUAAUUUGCCGCCUCUGACGGCCAUCAUCGCCGCCGUCCCAGAACACUAUAAGAAAUACAUUCUUCCUAAGCUGAUUGCCAAACCGAUCAGAACGUCGUCCGGGAUCGCUGUUGUCGCCGUGAUGAGCAAGCCCCACCGUUGUCCGCAUAUCGCGUAUACGGGGAACAUCUGUGUCUAUUGCCCCGGCGGACCCGAUUCCGACUUUGAGUAUUCGACGCAGUCCUACACCGGGUACGAGCCCACCUCCAUGCGUGCGAUCCGAGCACGAUAUGAUCCCUUUGAGCAGGCGCGAGGCCGUGUGGAUCAGAUCAAAUCCCUCGGGCACAGCGUGGAUAAAGUGGAAUAUAUCAUUAUGGGUGGAACGUUUAUGUCGCUUCCCGAGGACUAUCGCGAGUCAUUCAUUGCGCAGUUACACAAUGCGCUGAGUGGAUACCAGACCGACAACGUCGAUGAGGCAGUUCAGGCGGGUGAGAUGAGCAACGUGAAAUGCGUAGGCAUCACAAUCGAAACCCGACCGGAUUACUGCCUGGAUACGCACUUGAGCAGCAUGCUGCGCUACGGAUGCACGCGACUGGAGGUGGGUGUCCAGAGCCUAUACGAGGACGUAGCCAGGGACACGAAUCGAGGCCACACGGUUGCUGCCGUUGCCGAAACAUUCAAGCUCUCAAAAGACGCCGGAUUCAAGGUGGUCAGCCACAUGAUGCCGGAUCUACCGAAUGUCGGCAUGGAGCGCGACCUGUUCCAGUUCCAGGAGUACUUUGAAAAUCCCGCUUUUCGCACCGAUGGGCUGAAGAUUUAUCCCACGCUGGUGAUUCGCGGCACAGGUCUCUACGAGCUCUGGCGGACGGGUCGCUAUAAGAACUACACGCCCAAUGCGCUCGUAGAUCUCGUGGCCCGUAUUCUCGCUCUGGUGCCCCCCUGGACCCGGAUCUACCGAGUCCAGCGUGAUAUUCCCAUGCCGCUAGUGACUUCGGGCGUGGAGAACGGGAACUUGCGUGAACUUGCCCUGGCCCGUAUGAAAGACUUCGGAACCACGUGCCGAGACGUCCGUACCCGUGAAGUUGGCAUCAAUGAAGUCAAGAACAAGAUCCGUCCCUCCCAGGUCGAGCUUAUCCGUCGCGACUACGCCGCCAAUGGUGGAUGGGAGACCUUCCUUGCAUAUGAAGACCCCAAGCAGGACAUCCUUAUCGGCUUGCUGCGUUUGCGGAAGUGUAGUGCCACACACACCUUCCGCCCCGAGUUCACCGGUCAGCAAACCAGUAUCGUGCGAGAGCUGCAUGUAUACGGUUCUGCCGUGCCACUACACGGCCGCGAUCCGCGUAAAUUCCAGCAUCGUGGGUUCGGCACCCUACUGAUGGAAGAGGCGGAGCGCAUUGCUCGUGAGGAGCAUGGAAGCCGGAAGAUCAGUGUCAUCUCGGGCGUCGGUGUGCGCAGCUACUACGCACGACUGGGCUACACCUUGGAUGGCCCAUACAUGUCCAAGGUGCUGGAUCCCAUUGGCGAUGACUUAUAA